AUGGCUCCUAAAACUUUCGCUUGGUCGAACAAGGAGGUCGAGACGUUCCUCGGCAUUCUUGGGGAGGUAGACGUGCAGAGGGAGCUUGAUGGAGCAGUGAGGAACGAGAAGGUCUUCCAGCUGGUUUCUGGUCGAAUGGCGAUUGCGGGGUACGAAAAGAACACCGAGCAGUGUCGGCGGAAAUGCAAGAAGCUCCGGGCCGAGUAUCGGAAGGUCAAAGACCACAACAGCCGCAGUGGCGUCCACAGAAAGAUGUGGAAGUGGUUCGAUAUCAUGGACGCAAUCUACGGACACCGACCGGCGAGUAGGGGAAGAGAGGGGGCCAUCGACACGGCCACCUCUCUGCUCGAGUCCAUGUUGGAGCCUACCGGUGUGGAACCUCGCUGCCAGGAAGUGCCUGACUCGGCCUUCCCAGAGGACGAAGACAUGGGGUCAAGCCGCUGUGUGAGCCCAACGUCACCACCAAGGACAUCUACACCAGUCCCAGCGGAGAGUGCUGCUCUUUGCAGCACCACCAACCCCACCUAUCCACGGCCUUUUGCCUUUGCCAAAAGAAGUAGGGCCAGUGACGUUGCAGCGAGCAUCCGGGAAAUGCAGGCAUCCGAGGAGAGGCGGCAGGAGCGGGAAGAGGAGCGGCUGGACCAUAGACUCCGGGUCGCUCGAGAGGAGGCCGUACAGGAUGCCAUCGAUGCUCGACUGCACGAGGAUCAACGCGCAAUGCAGCAGAUGGCGCAAGUUGCAGCCUUCAACACCGCCUUCCUCCAAAGCAUCAGCCAGCUGGUGCAGGCGUUUGGACACCGCGACCCUGUUCCGUGAUCCAGCCAUUCAGGGCCUGACCCUCUGAACCUUUUUUUUUU
Molecule: messenger RNA, 857 nt
Organism: Gadus macrocephalus (Pacific cod)
Lineage: Eukaryota; Metazoa; Chordata; Actinopteri; Gadiformes; Gadidae
Product: zinc finger and SCAN domain-containing protein 29-like
Exons: 3
Coding region: 1-816 (271 amino acids)
Source: RefSeq, a predicted model, not a curated record